GCGGGCGCGAGCGGGGCUGCUGGCGGCGGUGGUGGCGGCGCUGCUGGCGGGGCCGGCGCGGGCGGACGUGGCCGUCAUGAAGGACGUCACGCUCGGCUUCGGGGAGGCGCUCGAGCAUUGCAGGGAAGAAAGUCAGCUGACGCCCGAAAAGAUGGAGGAGUUCUUCCACUUCUGGCGCGAGGACUUCAAGUUCGAGCACCGCGAGCUGGGCUGCGCCAUCCACUGCAUGUCCAAGUACUUCAACCUGCUCACGGACGCCUCGCGCAUGCACCACGAGAACACGCACAAAUUCAUCACCUCUUUCCCUAAUGGCGAGGUCCUGGCCUCCCAGAUGGUGCAGAUGAUCCACACGUGCGAGAAGCAGUUCGACUCCGAGCCGGACAACUGCUGGCGCAUCCUGCGCGUGGCCGAGUGCUUCAAGAAGUCCUGCCAGGACAAGGGCAUCGCGCCCACCAUGGAGAUGCUGCUGGCGGAGUUCAUCAUGGAGGCCGAGACAUAAACUAACAAACAAGUUUUAAUUAGAAACUCUCUUUUACGCAUAAGCUUCUAUGCAACGGUCACUUUUGUGUGCAAAUAUUAUAUAAGAUUUCGAUGUUUGUUAAAAUAAGAAUAUAUACAUAUCUACGUGUAAAAGCUUGGGCGUACAGGAGAGUUUUAAGAUGCUAAUGCGACUGUUCUCAGACGAGCACAUUCUGA
Amyelois transitella is the source of this 696-nucleotide messenger RNA. RefSeq names its product general odorant-binding protein 1 (gene GOBP1). Gene Ontology annotation, molecular function: odorant binding. The record is from RefSeq and is a predicted model, not a curated record. The transcript is spliced from 3 exons. The coding region runs from base 77 to 499 and encodes 140 amino acids. NCBI's taxonomy places the organism in Eukaryota, Metazoa, Arthropoda, Insecta, Lepidoptera, Pyralidae.